This is a messenger RNA of Panonychus citri (citrus red mite), 3518 nucleotides long. It is a transcript of the gene psidin, whose product is annotated as N-alpha-acetyltransferase 25, NatB auxiliary subunit-like. Gene Ontology annotation, molecular function: protein-N-terminal amino-acid acetyltransferase activity; protein binding. NCBI's taxonomy places the organism in Eukaryota, Metazoa, Arthropoda, Arachnida, Trombidiformes, Tetranychidae. Gene Ontology annotation, cellular component: cytoplasm; NatB complex. The transcript has 9 exons. The record is from RefSeq and is a predicted model, not a curated record. Bases 112 to 3090 code for a protein of 992 amino acids. Gene Ontology annotation, biological process: N-terminal peptidyl-methionine acetylation.
UUCACUUUCUGUUGUUGUUGUUAUGCUUUAGAUUGUAACUUGUGCUUAUAUUUUGUUCACAAUUCGUAAUAUUUUGAUUAAAUAUAAUCUCUCUGCGCCAAUUAGGUCAAAAUGGCAUCUAAAUCAUUUGCUUCCGAAAGAAGAUUAAGACCAAUUUAUGAUUGUUUAGACAAUGGAAAUGCUAAAAAGGCUCUUCAAGAAGCUGAAAAACUAUUGAAAAAGCAAAAAGAAUUACUCUGUGCCAAAGUUUUGAAAGGAUUGGCACUUAUUCGCCUUGGUCAACCUGAUGCGGCCAUGGAGCUUUUGCAAGAAUUUCAAGAAGAAGUGCCAACUGAUGAUUGUACCCUUCAAGCUAUGGCUAUUUGCUAUAGAGAAUUGAAUCGCGCUGAUCUCAUUGCUCAAACAUACGAAAAUGCUUGGAAAAAGGAGCCUAAUAACGAAGAUAUCAUGCUCUUAUUAUUCGCGGCAUAUGUUCGUAUCGGAGAUUUCAAGAAACAACAACAAGUGGCUUUAAAUCUCUAUAAAUUGAGACCGAAAAAUUUCUACUACUUUUUGGCCAUAAUGAGUGUCUAUAUGCAGGCUAUAACUCAUGAGGAUCCUGCCCUUGCAAAGAAAAUGUUAUUUCCGUUAGCCCAAAAAAUGUGUCAAAAAUUCAUAGAUGAGGACAAAAUCGAAUCAGAACAAGAAGUUGAAUUAUACUUGAUGAUUUUGGAGAAACAGGAAAAAUACGAAGACAUUUUAGUCGUUACUGAUGGCCCUCUUGCAAGAUUAUUGCCUAAUUAUUUAGACUUUUUGAGAAGACGAAAAGCAUAUCUUUAUAUACAAACAUGCCGAUAUCAGGAGGCCUUUGAAACUUUCCGAUCCAUGAUAGAGAAUAAUGUUGAUCAACUUGAAUAUUAUCAACAAUUAAUUGAUGUGGCUUUCAAACUUGACCAAUCAACAGUUAAUCAUCAUAAAUUUACAAAUGAUCAAAUGGCCAAAAAUGAAGAAAGUCCGAUAAUUUGUAAAGUGAUUGAAACUAUUUCCAAGUAUUUAUUCAGCAAAACAGAUUCUAGCUUUAAAAUGAUCAAGCAAACAGGCUCAAAAUCGUCUCCUAGUACUGUUAAAGCACACAAAUUUCGAGCUCCGUUUAUCGCUAGAAUUGAACUUUACGAAACUCUCAAAGCAAAAAGUGAUUCUCACCCAUCUUACACUCGCCUUCUAUCAAUCAUCUCGGAAGAUCCAGUUACACUUUACACACAAUAUUUUUCUCUUUUUGGUCACAAAAAUGCCUCGUUUUUCGACUUUUCUUAUCUUUUUACAAAAUUCAAGAAACCAAAGGCUGAAAUUCGCUCUAUUAUCGAGGCAAUCGAUAAGAUGAAUGGCCCAUUGAUUGAAAAAAAGCCAAACACUCUUGAUGAAAUGUAUCGUUUAUUGUGUUUAAUUAAGUUAAACUAUUAUUCUGGUAAUUAUGGUUUACUGGAUGAUAUUGGUAAACAAAAUAUCAUAUCAAAGUUAAUUGAUUUACAUGAUGAUUGUAUCCAUUUUGGAGCUGAUCUAUUGCCAAGUGAUUUUCAGCCAGCUGAUCCUUUUAUACUGGUUAUUUCAUAUCUUUUAAUGAACCAAUCGGUAGUUCAAGAUAACUCAAAGCUACUUAAUCUAUUAAUUAUUUUGGAAAGAUCUCUACAAAAAAGUCCAUCCAAUUAUAACAGUAAAGUAGCUUUGAUUAAACUUUACAAUGCUAUCGGUGCUUGUGGCUGUGCUAAUCAUUGGUUUGAAUCAAUGGACAUCAAACAUUUACAAAUUGAUACUCUUGGUUACCUAAUUUCUGACUCAUUACUUUUAAAUAGUCAUUAUUCUGUUGCCUGUUCCAAGAUAUCUCAUGCUUCAAGGUUUUAUUGUUCUAAUUACAAAGAUAACUAUGAUUAUCUUGUAUCAUUUUAUAAAAUAGGAAGUUUCACCAAGAUUGAAGAGAUAAUGAAACUGAAAGAGAAGUUGAAUAUCUCCAUCAAUUAUUCAUCCAUAGAGCUUGACAAAUUGCUUAUGGCUCUUGUCCUGGUAACCAAAAGUCCUGAUGUUACAGCUCAUGCAAUCAAUACAAUCGACGUUGAUCUGGAUAAGAUUGAGACUGAUUUUGAUAAGUUUAUAGACAAUAGGGAUUUCACCAUUUUCAGAGUUUUGGAUAACGAAACUUGGGAAGAGACUCAAAAAAAUGAGUCCCAAUGGUUUGAUGAUCAAAAGAAAUGGAUUAAAUUGCGACAUUUGUUACUCAAAACGUUCAUCAUUGGACAUUGUAAUUUGUAUAAAGAAGGAGACAAAGAUAAUACUACCAAAUCACUUUCAACUAAUUCAAUUGGUGCUAAAUUGGAUGGCAAUAGUUUCACUAAUUUUACGGAAAAUUUAGAAAAACUUGAACUUUAUUAUCAUUCAUUGAAAAAUGAACCAACCCAUUUAAACUCGUUUCCCUUACAAGGUCCACAGCCUUCUAGGAUCAACUAUUAUCUUCAACGAGAUCACGUUGGUAUAUUAUUAGCAAUCUUUAAUCAACUACGAACUGUUUAUGAGUCAAGCUACGAAACAGGAGUAUCUUGGAACGAUUCUUGGUUACUCGAUCUACAAACCAUGAUAAAUGAAAGUAUCGUUUCCUUGAAAGUGGCAAGAACUUUCCACGAUAUGGGUAAAGUUUUCAUCGAUCUUUCGUUCAUCGUUGAAACGAUUUGUUUUGCUGUUAUUUUAUUGGGAUUCAUCAAUUUAUCUCUAACAAAAGAUGUUCAAGAAUCAAAAAAGACUAAAAAGAAGCGAAAUCCAGAAGUUUUAACUAAAUUAACUCAACUAGUUGAAAGUUAUAACAAAACUUUGGAUGAAUUAAGUGUGUGCAUGAAAUUUUUGCUCUCAUCUUUGGAUGAACUGGACAUUGGUCAUAUUAUCAAUUCGCCUGUCGAUUUGAACAUGUUCAAAAGUGAAGGAAAAUUUUUCCAACAACCUGAGAUUUACAGAACAACUUACGAGGAAAUAACUGCGAAAAUAGACCAAAGUUACCAGAAAACAUCCAAACAACUCAACUCAACCGUUGCAAUGAAAUUAAAAUAUCUCAAUCUUAUUAAAUUAUGACCUUAAUUUAGAUACGAAUUAACUUAAGAUCCAUAAAAAAAAAUCGGUCGAUAAAACAACUUAUCCACACACACGUUGGUGAAUCUUAAAGGAAACCAAACUUGAUGAAAGAAGCUUAUAAAUCACCAAUGGCUGAUUUUCAGGAAUACUUGUAGAAACAAAAAUUAGUCACAAUUAGUCAAUUGUAAUUUUUGAAACGAAGCAAUUUCUAACUUUCAAUUGAUUUUGGAAAACAAACUGUAUCUGUAUCUAUUGAAAGAUCAAAUACAAAAUUAUCAGAUACAAAGUAUCUUUUCUUUUCUCUUUUUUCAACUGAUCUAAUGUUCAACUUCAACAUUAAUUGUUCUCUCCCGAAUUUUAAUUGUAAUCAAAUUUGAUAGCUCAUUUUUCUAAAUCUGUUAUUUUGAUUAAAUUGUGACUAAAAUCAA